AUGAAGUUUUUGACAUCCUACGUGUGGCUGUUGGCCAUACUGCAGGUAUCGUUUGCUGGACAAGUAAUAUCAACAAAUACUCAACCUAUCGUAGUGCCUUCUCUCAAAUCCUGGACUGGAGGAAAGGGGGAGUUCCUUCUCAAGUCAGGAGCACGAAUUGUAGUAUCAAGUAACUACAAGCAAGAAAAUGAUAAAAAUUCAAGAAUGGAAAAUCCGGCGGAUUUGAAACAGGUAGCCAAUAUGCUUGCCGAAGAUAUCGUUGCUUUAAGCUCUCUAUCGCUGAAGGUGGUAAUUGGUAUUCCUGCUCCGGAUGAUUUAUACCUCCAACUAGGUCACCAGGCGAACCAAACGAGUGACGAAGCAUAUACUAUGAAGAUCAGCAGCAAUUCUAUCGUCGUAUCCGGAAAAACCUCCAGAGGAAUCUACUAUGGCACACGGUCUCUAUUACAAAUCAUGAUCCAGUCAAAAAAUAAACGAACUUUACCGGUUGGCAGUAUUGAGGAUUGGCCAACUUAUCAGAUCCGAGGAUUUUUCUUGGAUGAUGCUCGCAAAUUCUUCCCAGUAUCUUUUCUUCAGGACUAUGCUCGGUUUAUGGGCUGGUUCAAGCUCAAUACCUUUCACCUUCAUUUGAACGAUAAUGAUUUCCUAGCCAAUGCUACUGAUCCUACUUGGAAAACCAAAUAUGCCGGAUUUCGGCUUAAGACAAAUAAUCCCAAGCUUUCAGGAUUGGCCCGUGGAGAGAAUGAAUGGUACACCAAGGAACAGUUCCAAUCCAUACAAAAAGUUGCCAAAGCAAACGCAUUGACUAUACUCCCAGAGUUCGACAGUCCAGCUCAUUCACUUGCAUUCGUUCAAUUCAAACCUGAGAUUGGUUCUUAUCCUGUUCUUGAUAAUUCGUACCUGAAUCUGAACAAGAGCGAAACAUAUGAUUUUAUGAUGUCAGUGUGGGAUGAAUUUGCACCUUGGUUUGACUCAAAGACUCUUCAUAUUGGUGCCGAUGAGUAUCCUUCAAGUCAAGCAGCUCAAUUCCGCGAUUAUGUAGACACCAUUGCAAGAUAUAUUUGGGAAAAGCAUGGAAAGAAGCCACAAGUGUGGGGAACCGGUAUUGAAUUUGACAAGAACCAGACCUUAUCCAUCGAUACCAACAUUACAAUCAGUCACUGGGCAAACUGGGAAGAUAAUCCAAAAAAUGUGACAAACAAUGGUUACAAGAUAAUCAAUGUAAACGAUGGUGGCCCAGUUUCUUCUUACAUUGUUCCAAAGAGUGGCGGCGGAGGUGACAAAAUCGAUAGUGUUCAGUACUUGGCCCAAUAUAGUCCUCCCAUUUUCGGCACGGGCUACAAUCUUGAGUCUCAAAAGCAACUGGACAAUGUUCUUGGAGGCAUGUUCGCAGUCUGGUUCGAUAAUCUUGGGCCAUCCACAACUCGAUGGGAAACUCACAGUAUUGUAGGGGAUACUAUGGCUGCCAUUUCUGAGAUUCUAUGGAACGGAAGUCAGAACACUACGGACCCCAAAGUCUUUUUCUCAAACGUGCAAACGGUCACUCAAGGUCCGGUCAAUCUAAAACUAGAAAUCUCUUCAAAGAGCGACACUCUCUUGAACUUUACUUUUGAUGGAGCUCAUGGAAACGUGCUAAAGGAUGCUUCUGGUAAUCGUUAUGACGCAAAAAUCUCAGGAGCAAAGUGGGUAGGCAAGCACUUUGCACAGGCGCUUGAAUUCAGUGGAAAAUCUUCUGUGGUCAAGGUUGACCUUGGAACGAAAGGAUUCAACUCCACUCUUUUCAUGACACUGGAUAUCAGUUCUACUCAUCCUAGUACAAUAUUAUCCUCAGAUGAAGGAGCAAUCAAGAUUUCGCAAUCUGAGAUCUCAAUUAGCAACGAUAACUACACCUACAGUAUCCAGUUUAACACCACAUUGGUAAAGAAGGCCGAUAUUGCCAUUACUUCAGCUGCCUAUCCUGUUGGAUCAAAACUGUACCUUGAUGGAAAGUAUCUAGCGAAUUUCACUUACUUCAUACCACGCACGUCGAGAACUGUUUCAAUGGGUCUAGUUACACCGCUCGAUUACAUUGGCAAAGGAUUCAGUGGAAGAAUAUCUGCAUUCCAAGUUUACGAUCGUAUCCUUUCGUCAGACGAAAUUGCUGGAUUGUCAAAGGAAGUUAGCUAGUUGACAUUUACCGUAGUUAGCAGUAAAGCGCAAAACUCAGGUGAAAUUGCUCAGAGGCAUUUCAGCGAGUUUAUUGACUGAUGUGUAUUUUCAAGUUAUCGACGGCUCUCUUUCAAGUAAGGGGAAAAGAAGAAAUAAAGAAAGUAG
Messenger RNA from Umbelopsis ramanniana AG, 2313 nucleotides. RefSeq lists its product as uncharacterized. The coding region runs from base 1 to 2166 and encodes 721 amino acids. The record is from RefSeq and is a predicted model, not a curated record. Lineage: Eukaryota; Fungi; Mucoromycota; Umbelopsidomycetes; Umbelopsidales; Umbelopsidaceae. The transcript is spliced from 9 exons. Gene Ontology annotation, molecular function: beta-N-acetylhexosaminidase activity. Gene Ontology annotation, biological process: carbohydrate metabolic process.